Nylanderia fulva is the source of this 8419-nucleotide messenger RNA. RefSeq lists its product as uncharacterized. NCBI's taxonomy places the organism in Eukaryota, Metazoa, Arthropoda, Insecta, Hymenoptera, Formicidae. Gene Ontology annotation, biological process: positive regulation of transcription by RNA polymerase II. Gene Ontology annotation, cellular component: nucleus; transcription regulator complex; histone methyltransferase complex. The record is from RefSeq and is a predicted model, not a curated record.
AUCGAAGUCGGCGCUGUGCGCGACUCGGGAAGCGAGACCUCGCUGCUAUCCUCGUCGCCGCGACCUCCGCGUACAUCCGCGUGAGAAAACCAAACUGAGGGAAACGGCGAAGGGAGGGAGAGAGAGAGAGAGAAAGAGAGCGAGAGAGAGAGAAAUAAUUCCGGACUUUUGACGGUCUAUCUUUGAGCAUGCUUGAGGAGCCCACUUCACGUUAUACCUCCCCCGACAGGGACAAAAUGGUGGGCCCCCCGUCGAUAUCCGAUGCUCCGGAUCUGCCGUAUUUCGACGAAAAUCGUUACGUUGCCGACCGGGACGGCACGUCCGGCCCGCGGAAACGUCGUAUCCCGUCGACGCGGGCGUCCGCGUCUCGCGCCCACCUACGAAUAUGCGAUCUAUAACCUAUUUCCCGAGACGUUGCUGAGGCGAGCACGGGUGCCCCCGCGCCUCGGCCGCGCUUCUGCACCCGUGGAUUUUAAUUGCCGUUCGUCGGAGACGGGCCCGUGUGUCUCCGAGGAGGGGUCGCGGCUGACGCGCGCGCGGCCGCACGCUCGCCCGAGAGAGCGCGUCGAGGAGGCGGCGCACCGGCUGCCUCGCGACCGCUCGGGGCUUUCCCGGAAAUCCAAGCGCGAAUUAUAACCUAUAGUAACGCUUCGUGUUCGUGGGCCUCGCUUUUUGUUUAUGCGCCCCCAUGUUUUUCUCAUUUUCUUCUUCGCUUUAUCGAUUCUAUAUUGUGCUAAAUAACACCUUUCCUCGAUGCGUAAACAAGAUUAGUAGCUCAUACCAGUGUGAUUUGGAGCUGUCGGUGUACAACUGAUACUCGACAUCUCAUCAUCACACAUAUUGGAGCAACACCCUGAGGCGUUCCUAAACUCUCUGGGUAGUUAUGUGAUUUGUGAUUGUCAUGGCGGCAGAUAGUGAUGGUGAUCGGAUUGUGACGGUGGUAACGUGCGAGGGUAAUCAUGACGAUCCAGAGUUUCGUCAAAAGUUGAAAAUUAUCGUCGACCGUCUUAAUGAUUUGCUUUGCAAAGAAAAAGGAGAUGGGCUGAGAGUAAAUAAGGUAGAACCAUGGAAUUCUGUCAGAGUAACAUUUUCAAUACCCAGAGAAGCUGCUCUGCGACUUCGAGAGUUAGCAGCUCAGGGUUCUCCGACGCUUACACAACUUGGCAUACUUUCAGUGCAGGUCGAAGGAGAUCAGGUAAUAUCUUUGCGAAUAGCAAGUCGCUUCGGUGGAGAUGCACAAGAAAUUGUGCUGCAUUCUGGAACCGCGCAAGAUGGCGGAGCAAAAUCGCAAGGCGAUACUACUAAUAAUACAGCUACUGCUGACGCUAAUCCUUCAACAGCUUUGCCUGGUCCCAGUCAUUCCACCAGCAUUUCGUCAGCACUACGCAAUGUUGCUCAGAUAAUAGCAGCUGCUGGAACAUCGUCGGAAAAAGCUCCACAGUUUCGUUCUCCAAAUGUAGUUGCACCUACUGAUUGUGAUCCUAUUCCACCGUUUCUUGCGAAAUCAGUCCAAUCCACAUCAACGAGCAAUGUUGGCGUUUCUGGGAACCAACAAGUGACUAAUUCCAAUGCAUCGCCCAGAAACAACUACAAUGUUCUUUAUCCAUUUACCAGUAUGACGCACGCUGCUCAAGCAAUACACAAUCGCGAAUCGCAGAAUACAACAAUUAAGAAUACGAUGCAAUUCAAACACCAUGCGCAACCGCCGCCCCCCUAUCCAUCUCAGGAAAAUUUGGCAACGGUUACGGCACUGACGACCGGUCACACGACCACCCAACCGGUCGUUACCGUUGGACAACUAACAAAUCAAUACAAACCCACGACGAUUGCUACAACAUCUAGUCUGUCACCAAACAACAGUACCAAUCUGGCAGGGACUUCUAACGGCAACGGAAAUCAGGUCGCCAAAUCCAGUCCAUUACUCGUGAAUCUUUUGCAAAAUGAUGCUGGUUCGCACUCAAAUAACAUCGUACCUGGUCAAAAGAUGGUAACACCGGGUGUCGACAAUUCUGGACUUACCAAUCGUAUGAGACCCACCAAGAAGCCUACAGGUCGAAGGAAAGAUCUCCCUUCGCCUAACGAGUCGCCACCGAAUUUACCGGAUACUUUGAGAAGCGAAGACUUGAUCGGAGGAACAGCGGCGACGACGACGACGACGACAACGACGACGACGACGACGACUGUUAUUCCUGACUUAUCUCAGACUUCUACAUCGUCGGCAUUCGCGACUGUCAACGCUAAUCAACCGUCGACGCUUCCAUCGCAGCAACAUACGGUCAAUGUAAUCGGCGGUAGCACUGGACAAAACAUGAUGCCGCCCCAAACGGUACAGCAUCAAGUGCCGCCCAGCGGACAGAUGCAGCAGCAAGUUACAUCGAUCCUACACAAUCAAGUACAAACGCAGCAAAAGUAUCCCAACAUUAAGCAAGAAUUGGCUUAUAGAACUGCUUCGCAGAUUCAAAUGCAGAAUCAACUUUCUGCCAGGCACCCGGUAAAUGGGCAACAAAUUAGAACAUCUUUGCAACAACGUCAACUGUUACUUCAACAACAAAUAAACCAACAAAUUGUCCCACAAGUCUCGACGACGCAGCAAAGUCUACUUCAUCAACAAAAUAUAAACACAUCGUUGCAAACCACAUCUCUUAGCAAUCCGUCACUAUUACAGCAACAACAGCAAAAUCAACAACAAUUGCUACAACACUCAACAGUAGGCUUAAGCGUUCCGCAACAACGGCUAGGUUACUUAAACAGUCAACGUCAGCAAACUCCGUCGCCCUAUCCGAGGCAACAGGUCCCGCAGCAAACGCAUUUAAAUCAACAAAAUCAGACUCUUAAUGUACAACAACAACUGCAUCACAAUCAAGCGAAGAACGUCAAUAUCAAUAUCAGUGCGACUACUGAUUUUCGUUAUGGACAGAGUCAAAAUAUCCUUAGUAGAAAUUAUCAAUCUCCCUCAACGAGCAAUGCUAAUGGGACCACAUGGAAUGCACAGAGCAAUUCCGCAGAGCAAAUGCGCAGAGCUAUUCCGCAAGGUGCUCAAAUCAACACCACACGUCUGUCAGUCUCGAAUCAGGUUUCAGGUGCCUUUCCUCAAUGUGGGUCUCAUAUAAAUAAUUCUACUGCUAGCAUUGCUUCGUCAUCCGUCACUAAAACAGAAACUUCCGAGUCUUCGAAACCGGAAGAAGAGAGUCCGGAGCCAGAACCGGAGUACACUUCAAGUGGGAAAAUAAGACAGUUUCUAAUCAAUCCUUUAACAGGACACUUGGAACCGAUGCCCAGUGAAAGUUCAGAUUCGGAGCCGGAGAGUGCAGUAGAUAAUCAGGACGAUUUCUUCUUCUUUCCAUCUCCGUCAAACGACAGAUCAAACUCUAUAUUUUCCGACGACGACGCGGACAGUAAUUUCUCGAGGAGAAACGACACGACGACAAACACGGAUCAGUCUGAUUCCGAAACAACGGCCAAGUCCACGGCCAGCGAAGGAAGUUUAAAGCAUAGCAGACUAAAAUCUAGCAGAGAGACCGCGCAUAGUCCGAUGCCAGGAGAGAAAAUCAAAUUAAGAUUGAAAUUGGAAAAAUCCGAGCCCGUUACACCGGCUUAUAAAGUUGACGUUUCUUUCGUGAAUACGCCGCCCAUGCGAAAAGCUGAUAAAUCUAUGAAUAAAAUUUUCACAAGUGGUGUUCCAAGUACAGGGAACGAUGAACCACCCCGAGUGCCUCCGUUACACAUUUCUUUAAGAGGACGUAACGCUUCAGUAGUACAAAAGAAAAAGGAAAAGAAGUCUCUGAAGGGUGAGGGUGAGAGUGAUCUAAUCAAGAGAAGAGGUAAAUUGAAAAAGAUGAAGGAAUGUAUUGAUGGAAAUAAGUUGUUGCAAAAAAAAUCACCAUUGAGCAUGAUUAUAGGGGGUUCAUCUGCAUCAAAACUAUCUUUGUCCAAUUCCACAAUGAUGAACAGUGCUAAUACCGUUUGCAAAAUGGGUAAUGUGCUGCAAACUGCUAUAACCAAACCCAAUGCCUUAAAACAAGAAUUACCAGUGGAUGCUGUACGAUUACAAACUGGUACUGUUACUAAGCCAUGUACGAGUAAAAACAGCGAUGUAGAUGAUAUACCGCUGAAUAGUAGAAUACCGUCUCCAUCAAAGCAUAAAUCUACCAUUGUAAAUCAAUCUUUAAAUACUCCGCAAGUUUUAACAAAGAAUCAAGUGGAUCUGGAUGCACAAAAUCAUAUGCAAGAACAUAAAAUAGGUGGAGGCAAAACAAAAAGAAGAGAUUCUAAGAAAAAGUCAGAAUCUGGAGAUGGUUUACAUCGGGAACAAAACCUUCUGUCAGGAGGUCGAAUUUUAGAUCAAGUGAAAUGGAGAAAACUUGGUUAUAAGGCUGAUACAACUCAAUCAAUAAGAAAAUCAGAUUCGCUUUUAACUGGGAGUGGUUUUAUUGUCAAGAAAAUUGAAGAAAUUCGAAGAACGAGUGAUAGCGACAUUAAUAAACCAGCAAUCGAAAAAAGUAAUUCGGUGACUAAUGUUGCUCCCAGAUUAACAGAGCUUAAUGGCAUGAAGAAAGACUUAAUAAGCCAAGACAAGAGAAGACGGUUAAGUUUAAUCGAUGAAAAAGAUCUGCAUUUAGGAGAAUCUCCAAAUACAGAAGUUACACAUUUUAACAAUCAGAAGCCAGCUUCUGAAUGUUCUGCAAGUACAGUACCAAGUAUAAAAGCAAAUGUCAGUCUGUCCUUUGAGGGCGAUUCUAGUUUAAAAUCGACAAAUUCGUCGACGCAACAGGGCGACUCUAGAAAUCCAUCUAACAACCCUGAGAAUAAGAAUAAAAUACCUGUGCAUAUAGAAACUACGACGAAAAAUUCUCAACCACCUGUGGCUAGAAUACUCACCGUCAAGUGUAAAUCUGACAGAGAUUAUAUAGCCACUGUCAAAAGCAUCAGUCAGCAGCUGAGAAAUAUGGCUGACAAGAGUGAAACAAAUUCCAUUAUGAAUAAACAUAACAAGACAGUCGAGUUGAAUUGUAGUCAUAAGAAGACAAUUCAAAACCAUAUUGUAAAACAACAAAUCGACAAACCAGCGACGGAUAGCAAAAUAGAUAACGCGUCGCAAAGGAUUAGUUUAUUGAAGACUACAUCAGGCAAUACAGUAAUCGGUAAUUCGGUGGACCAAGUCUCUAGAUCCCAGAACGUUGAUGUACCCGCAAAUAAACCGAUCUUACCUAUCGGUGAGAUAAAUGUGACCGAAGCGAAGGUGAAGCAAAAGUUACUCGAAAAUACAACGGUACCUAUUGGGAUCGGUGUUGACGCAAAUAUCGAAAGAGUCGGCAGCAGCGGUGGCGGCGAAGACUCUGGCAUCGAGUCGAUGGAUGCGCUUUCGGAAAAAUCACCAAAUCAAGGGGAGUCACCUUUGCAUAGGCCGGCAUCGGCAACCGAAUCAGUGACACAGAGCAGCGCCAAGAAUGUAAUACAGGGGGAACCCACCUUAUCAACCACCAAUAAGAACGUGCCUUCCUCAACUAGUAGUAGUGAUAUGUGUUCAAAUUCCCAUUCGGAACUUCUCAAGUCCAGUGGCCCGCAAAGGUUAAGUCCUGUGUCUGUAGUAAGUUAUCUUGAAAACCAAUUGAAUCGCAAUAUAUCAAACUCUGGUGAGCAUGACACAAAAAAUGUGUCUAGUGAAACAUCAUCAACAAUUCCGAGAACUGGACAUAGUGAUUUGGUUGUUAGUUUAGACGCAGCAAGUAAUGACAAAAGUGUAUCCAGUCCUUUAGUGACGGGAACAAUGACUGUUAUGACAGCAUCUAUAACCAGCAGUAUGAAUAGUGAUAAUAACUUAUUGCAAUGUGCGCAUCAACAAGCAAAGGAUUUCUCUGAUAAGGAUAAUUCUAGUGUUAAAUUAGAGAGUACUGUUAACCAAAAUGAUCAGGGUAAGGCAAACUCUAAACAUGAAGAAUCGAGAGCUGCGGAAAGCGUAUCUGAGGAUAGUACGAAAACGGUUGUAGAAAGUAACAGUGCAAUUAGAUUAAGCGACGAACCUCACGGACAAAAUAAUAAUAAUAAUAAUAAUAAUACUAAUAAUAAUAAUAAUAAUAAUAAUAAUAAUAAUAAUGGUGUGCCUAUAAUACAAAAUCACGUUGCUUAUAGUAAAGUUGACACGAUAAAAUCCGAUAGUGCGCUCGCGAAUACCAACGCGGCAACGGAUAAUUCUUGCUCGAACAAUGAGAGUUGCAAUCUAGAAAUCAAAGUCGAAUCCAAAAUUAACGUAAAAGUGGACGAUACCAGGCAGACCGAUCGGUUCGAGGUUUCAAAAAAUAGUAACAUUUCACUCAACACAAAGUCCGCCAAGUUAGAAACGUGCACCGAACAAAAUCAGAAGUGUAAUGUACAAAGUCAGCAGAAUCAGAUCACGCUCAGAGAGCCCUCUGUAAAUCUUCAAAAAGUGACGGACGAUUUAGUUAAAAAAAUGGUUAACGAUUCGAGCGAUCUGAGCGUGGGUGACAUCCAGUCGCCUCUUGGCGAAGAUCCGCAGCCUAUCAGGAUUACACCACCAUUGUAUACGUAUUCUAAUCCUGUGGUUCUGCAACGGGACGAAACUCCGAGUCCGGCAGCACAGAAUCCUGAGGUGGACUCCAGCGAUGUUGAACAUCUUAAGCGUAAACGCAGGAGGAAACAGGAUCUCGAGGGACGACACGAUGUCAUAUUCAUAGAAGAUAAUGAUGAAGGGUGUACUCCCUUUGUGGAGAAACUAAAUUCCACCAUUGCAGAAGAGUAUAUCAAGAGACCGCCCAAGUCGUUACUGGAGCAGCUUCUAAUAGAUAUUCCGAACGACAACAAUGAGAAGAGGUCAUUGAGAACCAGGUCGCAGAAGUUGAACAGCCCGGAUAUCGCGAAAACUCCGAAGAGCAGCCCCCACGGCCCUAAAUUAGAGGAACGCCGUAGUAUAUCACCCUAUGCGAAAGCAAGUCCAAAACUAGCGGUAUCGAAACUGUCUCCUAACACGACAAUAAAAAUAGGGAAACGGAAAAGGCAAGAGAGCGAGAGUUCCGUUGCAUCGAACACAGCUGAUGAUCCACAGCCAAGACCAGGUAAACGGAAAUGCUCAGAGAAUGCGGCAGAACUUAUUAAAGCUUGCAUGGGUGUAGAAGAGGCUGGUUCUAUAAAGAAACAAGUGCCUGGCAAGGAUGAGCAAUGCAAGAAGGGAUUCGUAAUGACAAAGAUUAAGAAAGGUCUCGUUGUGGUAGACAUUGAUUCGUCUGAUGACGAACCAUUGAUUGACUCUGUAGGAAAAGCAAGAGUUCGAUUGUCAGAUGAAACAUCCGCUGCUUCCCCAAAGCCUAAAGAUCAAAAAGUGCAAAGAGAGAGCCGUUUGUUAACUACCAAGCAGCUGAAUUCGACUAUGGCGAUGACGACGAUAACGACGACGACGAUGACAACAACAGCAACAACAACAACAACAGUGAUUACAACGACUGCAAUGACGACGACGACAAUGACGACGUCGACGUUGACGACGAUGACGAUGACGACAAUGACAACGACGACGACAAUGACAGCUGCGGUGGCGACGACGGCUACGGGAACAGCAGCAGUUACUGUUGGGAAGGAGAGGUUACGAGGCACUUCUGUAUCUAGCAACGAGUCUGUGGGCGAAGUAACGACCAGAAGAUCUGUACGGCAGAAUACAGCUUCACCGCUAGCUACACCAGCAAGCAAUACUAGAGGUGCGUCCAGAACCUCUGAGGAUAUUAACAGAAGGAAAACACGUAGUGGUGCUGUAACAGCGGAAACAGCGGAGCAAGCGAAACGGAGGCGAAUAUCCCGAGAAAACAAAUGACCUUCGGGAAGUGACCUUGACAGUGAUUAGCUACCGUCGCUCGUCAAGGCCUAUCAUCUGUCUGAUUGUAAAUCCAACAUAAACGGGUAUUUGAUCGCCGUGUGGCUGGAUCCCACCUGGUAAACCGGAAGGGGCCCCAUUAGCGCACAACGUUGCUGUAUAUGUAUCGGGAGUAUUGUGUCAAAAAAGAAAUAGCUAGACGGUGUGCAAAAGCAGUUUUGUACUAUAAAACAUUUAUUGGCUGCUAGUUAGUCAUACAAAGUACCUUCGAAUUUUUUCUUGCUUGUUCUUCACGUGUUUUCGUUUUCUCUUUCUUUUUAUCUUUUUCUUUUCUCUAACAAAUAGAUCAUAAGAAUUAUAUUGUUGUAAAAUUUAUGGAGAGUAUAUUUAUAAAUCAUUAAUUAUUAAUUGUUAUGUUCUUAAAUGUUUAAAAGAAUAGCGAACAAAAUAAAAGUAUUCUGCUUUUAUUCUUUUCUUUCACCGUCUAGCAUUUUCAUUUGUUGUACUCCGAUAAACAGCAAAGUUUAGUUACUCAGAUUUAACUUGCUCACAAUGCAUUAUAUAUAUAAAUAUAUAUGUAUGUAUAUAUAUAUAUAAAUA